Molecule: messenger RNA, 1581 nt
Organism: Heterostelium album PN500
Lineage: Eukaryota; Evosea; Eumycetozoa; Acytosteliales; Acytosteliaceae
Exons: 2
Coding region: 1-1581 (526 amino acids)
Source: RefSeq, a predicted model, not a curated record
AUGUCAAAAAUAGUUUCUAACCAAAACGAUAACCAUUUACUAGUAAAAUUACCAUUUAUAUUGUUAGCAAAAAUAAUAAAAGAGCUUGAUGAUAAUCUUGAUAUCAUUUGUUUCAGUUUAGUUUGUAAGAGAUGGUUUGAUAAUCGUCAUAGUUAUCUCUCGUUCAAUUGCAAAGACUUGAUGCAAUUAAAUAGAGAUUGCUUAAAUAAUGAAAGAGACUUUACUCUUAAUUCCUAUAGAGAUAUAUUUCAUCGAUCUCUUGACCAUAAAUCAAACUGCACUUUAGUAAUCACCUCCAACAAUGAGAUUCAACAAGCUAAAUCAUUUUUAUUAUGUUAUGAUUAUAUUCUAACUAUUGAAAAUGAUAUUCCAGAGUCAAUUAUAAAUAUUUAUUUCACAACUUGGGAGAUCGAUGCAAACUUUAUUGAAAAACUCAGUCAAUCGAAUGUUUAUUGUAUAAAUUUAACGCAAUCACAACAUUGUCCAAUUGAAUCUGAAUUCAAUAGCAUUAGAUUUCCAUCCAACAUCAAAGAGAUCCAUUUAUUCUGUCCUUUCAAACCAAAUUUACUACCUCCAGAAUUGGAAAAGUUGGAAAUUCAAACAUUUUCAUUUAGCUUUGAUGUGUCUCUUUUACCUCGGUCUUUAAAGUCACUAAAGUUUGUAGGUAGUCAGGUAUCGAUUGAUUUAGAAGCAUUACCACCAUUUCUCGAGGAUCUGUCAUAUAGUAUCCCAAACACAGAAGAACCAGAGACCAAGCGGUAUCCAUCUAGUUUGAAGGUUCUCGAUGUAACUGUUUUCCAAGUAAAGGAUUUCCAAUAUCUGACAGCACUUCACACUCUCAAUCUCUGUGUCAACGAUAGUGCCUCCGUUGAUUUCCAAUGUGGUAUUCCAGAGAGUGUCACUCAUUUAACUAUAUCUAGUGCCUACUCUAUAACCAUUCGCAGAGAAAAUCUCCCACCCAACCUAAAGUAUUUAAAGUUGAGAGAUAAAGUGACAUUUGACCAAUACACUUUUUCACAAUUGGAACAAUUGGAAACUUUGGAUAUCUCUGGUUUGUUGACAGACAUUGGCACCAAUUUCCAACCAUUGCCCUCCAAAAUCAAGAAACUUUGUCUUCCAAACUAUUUUUUCAAAAUGACCAAUUGCAAGAUUCUACCUAGAUCAUUGGAGUAUUUGGAUGUUGGUGGGGCGUAUUUGUCAAUCAAGGGAGCUCCAAAAGAUUCACUCAAAACACUAUGUAUUGGACAAUAUACAGAUAUAUCACAUUCAAGAAUUCCUAAAUCAGUAGAAACAAUAGAUUUCAAAGAACGUCAUUUAAUGAUGCCUCCAGAUAUGUGGCCACCAUCAGUUAAAUCGAUAUUGGUCACCUCAAAAUCCGAAGGUAAUAAUCAUUUGAAAUUUCUAAACAUCCCAAAGUCAAUAACAUCAAUCACAAUCAGACAAACACAAGGACUUGGAAUGAAAUUCUUGGUCAGAAGACUAUCAGAUCAAUCUUUUUUAUUGCUAGGAAUCAAUGAGUUUUUCCUCAAAGCAACAUUCCUAAAUACUAAAAAUUAUGAAAAUUAUUUCUAUGGAAAAUAA